AUGUUACAAAGAAUUAGAAACGUUAUAUCUGUGGCGAAUGAUUCCACUUCAGAUGUAGAUACAAAGAAGCAAGCAUUGAAUUAUUUGAAUGAAAUGAAAGAUGAUCCUAAUGCAUCUCAAUUCUUCUCUUCUUUAUUGAUAGAUCCUUUAUCAGAUGAUAUCACUAAAUUUGUAUCUUUACAAGUUCUAUGUGAUAUCGUGAAUCAAGCGUCUCUAUUGAAUAAUAAAGAACAAAUUGUAUUUAUAAAGACUACCACAGUGAAUUUUAUUCGAGAUUUAAUCACUAAUGAUUUAAAAGGUCAAGAAUAUUUUAGAAAUAAAAUUGCUGAAUUGAUCACUAGAUUAUUUUAUGCAAGUUAUGGUGAAUGUAAUGGAAAUCAAUGGAUUACUUUUUUUAGUGAUAUGAUCUCUUUAUUAUCGAUAGAAUCAUUAGUGAAAUCUAUCUCUUCCGAAUUUUCUCCACUAGGGUUAGAUUUUUUCGCAAGAAUUUGUGGUUUUAUUAAUACAGAAAUUGCUGAUCAAACUUUUGUAAGAUCUAAAGAUAUCCAAAUUAAAAAUAAUAGUUUAAAAGAUUCAAUGAGAAUUCAGGAUGUCUCUGUAUUAGUAACAAUAUGGUUAAAUUCUUUAAAGAGUAUGAUUCCAUCUAAUGGUACUAAUGUUGCUCAAGCUCAAAUACCUCAAAUUAAUAAAGAAAUCUCCAUAUUAAUAUUAUCAUGUAUUGGGUCAUAUAUCUCAUGGAUCGAUGUAAAUUUGAUCAUUAAUGAGGAAUAUAUAUCUGUCAUUUACAGUUUCCUUGAUUAUCAUGAAACUCAAAUAGCUUGUUGCCAAUGUUUAUGUGAAAUUAUCUCUAAAAAGAUGAAACCAGUAGAUAAAUUGACUUUAUUGAGUAUGUUAAGUCUUACUGAGAAAAUUGCAAAGAUAGAACAAGACGAUUUAGAGGUAUAUGAACAGAUUGCCAAAUUAGUAUCAUCUGUAGGAUUAGAACUUGCCAUUAUCUUAGAUCAAUGUAAUGAUAUAUCUCCACAGGAUCCUACUUAUAAUGAAACACAACAAGUUGCAAACGCAGCUGAUCAACAAAUUUUAUUACAAGUAUCACCAUUGGUAUUGAAAUUCAUGGUCUACGAGUACGAUUCAGUGACACAACAAUGUUUCCCAUUUAUUACCCAAUAUUUAGGAAUCUUAAAGAAAUUAUUCGCUCUAGGAGGGAAACCAGGUUCUGCAGUAGCAAUGGCCUCCAAAAAACAAACUUUAACAAAUGGACAUUCCAACUUCUUAUUUUCAUUAUUAGAAGUUAUCGUCAAGAAAAUGAGAAUAGAUGAAAGUAGUGAUGAGGAUUCUCAAGACGAAAUAGAUGAAUUUAAUGAAACUAUUAGAUCAAAGAUAAAGACUUUCCAAGAUAGUGUUUGUGUGAUUAGUCCGACAAUUUAUUUACAAAAUAUUACUAAUCAAAUUGAAUCUUUACUUCUUCUAACUAAUUCAAAUAAAGAUUGGAGAGAUCCAGAGUUAAUGAUUUAUCAAAUACAUAAUUUGGCUGAAAGUAUCCGUAAUAACUUAUUCGGUGUCAAUAAAAAUGAAAUUUCUACUUCUGAGCCAGCUCAGAUUAUGGUUAAAUUUAUGGAUGCUCUUUUACAAAAUCCUACCAUUUUCACGUUGGAUAACUCAUAUGUUCAGAUUUCUUUCUUUGAAUUAGUCGUUAGACAUAACAAUUUUUUGAAUAAUGAUAAAGAUGAAUUUGCACUCUUAAACAUUUUCUGUAGUGAUUUUGGUAUGUUCAACAAGAGAGAAAAGGUUAGAAUAAGAACAUGGUAUUUAUUUACUAGACUAUUGAAAAUUACAAAACCUAAACUCUCUACAAAUAUCAUCAACGAAAUAAUAAACAAACUGAGUCAAUUAUUAGUCAUCAAAGUAGGAAAUGUUAGUGCCGAUGGAACCGAGGAUGAUACCACUUUUAGUAACCAAAUGUAUCUUUUUGAAGGUAUUGGUUUAUUAAUUGGAGCAAACUCAGAUCAAAAUUAUGAUAUUUUGGAUAACGUACUUACUCCUCUAUUUAAGGAUUUAGAGACUUGUAUUUCUUCCCAGAUCCAAACUCCAGAAGUUAUACUUCAAUGUCAUCAUAUUUUGAUGGCUAUUGGGACUUUAGCAAGAGGUGUUCAAGGUGGGUUAGUCCCAGAAAAUCAAGUUAAUAACGUCUUGGUCAACAAAAAAUUAAUUACUAAAUCCUUAAUCGAAAAAUUUUCAAAUAUAGCAGAGGUUGUACUAGUUACAUUUUCUUUCUUCAACAAGUUUGAAAAUAUUAGAGAUGCCUCAAGGUUCACUUUCUCGAGAUUGAUUCCAAUAUUAAACAGUGGAAUCAUUCCUUUUACAAAUAAAUUGAUUGCACUAUUUCUCGAAUCUGACCUUAAAGUGCUAGAGAUGAAUGAUUUCUUAGGUUUCCUGGGUCAAAUGGUCCACAUGUUUCACAAGGAUGAAGGUUGUUAUCAACUUUAUAAUGAUCUGUUAACUCCCACUAUUGAGAAAAUACAUUCUUUACUCUCUCAGAUAGAACAAGAACAUAAUACAAAUCCUGGGCUUGUCGAAAACAAUCCUGGUAAAAAUAUUGUUAUUACUGACACGUUUAGAGAUAAAGUACUAUUGAAAAAAGCUUAUUAUUCGUUCUUGCAAUCAUUUAUUACUAAUUCUGUCACUUCGCUACUAUUAUCGGAGAAAAAUUUUAACACGCUUUCGUUAAUUUUGACAGACUUACUGACUUACACACCGGAAGAUGUGCAGGAAACAUCAGCAAUGAAGUUAGCAUUUAAUGUCUUGUUCAAUUUUGUGAAAUAUUUCGGCUCUGGUAAAUGUACAGAUCCUAAUGACAUCCACGCGGCUAAUACAAAUAGAAUAGAAGGUCUUAAUGAAUUUUUGAUAACGAAGGCUGUGCCAUUGGUCUUUGAAAUUCCAUUUAGACCUGAAUAUAAAUUUAAUAUAAAAGAAGGUAGCUAUAGAGUCAUGGCAUCUGAUUUAUCACGUCUGUUAAAAGAACUAUAUGUCCAAAGUAACUAUGAAGUUACAGACAUGAACUCAAAUCCAUGUUUGAAAUACCUUUCUGAAAUAUAUCUACCUCAAAUCCAAUUUCCAAACCAGCUAAUAAUGGAAUUGAUAGAAGUACUUGUUACUCUGGACCAAAAAGCAUUUGAAAAGUAUUACGUGUCUCUUAUCGAGAAAUUGACAUUAUCUUAA
This is a messenger RNA of Maudiozyma barnettii, 3219 nucleotides long. RefSeq names its product Ran GTPase-binding protein LOS1 (gene LOS1). The record is from RefSeq and is a predicted model, not a curated record. The coding region runs from base 1 to 3219 and encodes 1072 amino acids. The transcript has a single exon. Gene Ontology annotation, biological process: tRNA re-export from nucleus. Gene Ontology annotation, cellular component: cytoplasm; nuclear matrix; nuclear pore. Gene Ontology annotation, molecular function: small GTPase binding; tRNA binding. Lineage: Eukaryota; Fungi; Ascomycota; Saccharomycetes; Saccharomycetales; Saccharomycetaceae.